Molecule: messenger RNA, 1296 nt
Organism: Linepithema humile (Argentine ant)
Lineage: Eukaryota; Metazoa; Arthropoda; Insecta; Hymenoptera; Formicidae
Source: RefSeq, a predicted model, not a curated record
GUAAUAUAAACCACAGGAUAAUAGUGCCUUAUUAUCCAUCGUGCGGGCGAUAAAUUCGGAGUAUAUAAUAGAGGACCUAGUGAAAGCAUUAUAAGCAGACACUAAACGUAACGAGGCAGGCAAUCGAUUAAGACGUUAUGUUAUCUAAAAUAUGCGCUACCGUCAUCCCGUUCCUGCUAGGAGCUAUUAUGUUCGUCGAAAACGACAAAGAAUGGAUUUUCGAUCCAGAAUAUGUAUUCAAACUGACAAAAUCCAUUAGGGCAUACAUGACGGACAAACAUUCUAUAGGUGAAAAAAUAACUGCUGUGGUGAAGUGUCGUCUAAAUAUAUUGUCUCAAAUUGACAAAAAUAUUUUGUUCUGUAAUGCAAACCAUAUCUUUGUGACAUAUAUGUCGCGGGUGCAGGAUAAAAAUUGGAAAGAAAUAGUAGAUGGCGUGUACUCUGCCACUCCCAAUAAACGAUCAAAAAAAAUACCGGACCAAUUAUUUAAAAUAGAGUUUAGCAAGAAAGGUGUACAGAAUUUUACAUUAAAAACAGCGAAACGAAAGCAUUAUAACAUUAUCACAGAUAUCAUCGAUCAAUUCAAUAUGGGCAUUGAUUUGAGUAUCGCAAGACACAGAAUGGAAAGUUAUGAAAGCCAGAAACGCGGACCAUAUGUAAUCUCCUUUUUCUCAAACCAUCAGGAAAAGACGACAAGAGCUAUUAAAUGUAACACGUCAGGGACAGUUAAGUAUACACCAUUACAUCAAUAUAAUAAAGACAAAACAUCUGGAAUCCAGAACAAUAAAAAAGAAACAAAGAAAACGAACUUCCAUUUUCAACUCGGAUUGCUACCGAUAUGUGACAAGUAUCCCGCCAGUAAAACUUUGGUGAUAAACAGAAUUAGAAACGCAUGCACUCAUCAACGGCGAAAUCUCAGGUUUUUUAACACCAAAUGGAAGCUUAUCAACGUGAAACAGUAUUCUAACACAAUGAAGAUCCACGACGAAGAACCGCAGUUCUCAAGUCAUACUCAUGUACAGGGGAAUGUUUUUUUCCCAAUAAGCACAACCUCAGUACAUAAAUUUGAGGAAAAUGUGUACCUCAACCUAGUCCGUAUAAAAGCUGCACGGAAAGAGCUUAAUACAGCUGAAUAUGAAUGAGACCGUUAUGAAAUCGAAGAAACUGGUAAAUGCAUAAUUAUACUGAAACACAAGAGGUUUUAAAAUCUGAGAGGGUUUAUAGGCAAACCAGAAUUUGACAUUAUAUAGCUGUACAGAAGCUUGGAUAUAUAAAAUUGUAAAAACAUGCUAAGAA